Molecule: messenger RNA, 3484 nt
Organism: Ixodes scapularis (black-legged tick)
Lineage: Eukaryota; Metazoa; Arthropoda; Arachnida; Ixodida; Ixodidae
Gene: Cul5
Product: cullin-5
Exons: 16
Coding region: 41-2359 (772 amino acids)
Biological process (GO): SCF-dependent proteasomal ubiquitin-dependent protein catabolic process; protein ubiquitination
Cellular component (GO): Cul5-RING ubiquitin ligase complex; SCF ubiquitin ligase complex
Molecular function (GO): ubiquitin protein ligase binding
Source: RefSeq, a predicted model, not a curated record
GCUCCAGUAAUACCAAUGGACAUCAGCAGUAGUUGCUAGCAUGGCGGCUGCGAUAAAGGAAAAAUCUCAGCUGCAAUUUGACGAACGGUGGCCGAAGAUGCGGCCGACGAUACUGAAGCUGCUUCACCAGGAUCCAAUCACCAGAACCGAAUGGCAGGGCUUGUUCUGGGACAUUCAUGCCGUGUGUCUGUGGGAUGAGCGAGGUCCAUCCAAACUCUAUGCUGCGCUUCAGGAGGAUAUCCUGGAGUUUAUCAGCAUUGCGCAGAGGCGUGUCUUAGAGCACCAGGAGGACCAGGCCCUGUUGAAUGCCUACAUCAGGGAGUGGCGCAAGUUCUUUGUCCAGUGCAGUUACCUGCCCAUGCCCUUUGGGCAGCUGGAGACGGUGCUUGCGGGCAAGAGCCCCAAGAAGGCAGAGGAAGGCCUGGUGCGCAAGCUCAUGCUCGACACCUGGAACCAGAGCAUCUUCUCAACCAUCAAGGGCCGCCUGCAAGCCAGCGCCAUGAAGCUGGUGCAUGCAGAGCGCAUGGGGGAGGCCUUUGACUCCCAGCUGGUGGUCGGGGUGCGAGAGUCCUACGUGAACCUGUGCUCCAACCCAGAGGACAAGUUGCAGAUCUACCGGGAAAACUUUGAGCGGGCCUACAUCGACGCCACCCGGCAGUUCUACCGGGCACAGGCGCCCCAGUUCCUUGAGGAGAACGGCGUUCAGAGUUACAUGAGGUAUGCCGACCAGAAGCUGAAGGAAGAAGAGCAGCGUGCGGCCAAGUACCUUGAGUCGCAGCCUUCCGGGUCGGUGCCCGCCCUGACAGAGUGCUGCGUCGGGGUGCUGGUCACUGCCUUCCGGGAGUCCAUCCUGGCAGAGUGCCCUGGCAUGAUUCGGGCAGGGGAGACUGCCCGCCUCCAGCUCAUGUUCUCUCUGAUGGACCGGGUGUCCGACGGAGUCUUGCCCAUGCUCAGGGACCUCGAGCAGCACAUCCAGUCGCAGGGUCUGGCAGACAUGCUCGCCUCGGCCGACGUCAUCACGCAGGAUUCUGAAAAGUAUGUGGAACAACUGCUGGACCUGUUUGAGAGGUUCAGCCUGCUAGUCAAAGAGGCGUUCAACGACGACCCCCGGUUCUUGACCGCCAGAGACAAGGCAUUCAAGCAAGUCGUUAAUGAUACCUCUGUGUUCCGCCUAGAACUUCCGUCCAAGCAGAAAGGGGUGGCCAACAAGACCCAGCCAGAGUCUCGCUGUCCCGAGCUUCUGGCGAACUACUGCGACAUGCUGCUGCGCAAGACACCUCUUAGCAAAAAGCUUACCUCGGACCAGAUUGAGGCAAAGCUCAAGGAAGUGCUUCUGGUGCUGCGGUACGUACAGAACAAGGACGUGUUUAUGCGCUACCACAAGGCCCACCUGACACGGAGGCUUAUCCUGGACUCUUCUGCCGACAGUGAGAAGGAAGAGAACAUGGUUGAAUGGCUUAGGGAUGUGGGCAUGCCAGCCGACUAUGUCAACAAGCUUGCAAGGAUGUUUCAGGACAUCAAAGUGAGUGAAGACCUCAACCAGCAAUUUAAGGAUGUCCACAGGAACAGCAAGGGGCUGCUAGCUGAUUCCAUCAACAUCAAGAUCCUGAAUGCCGGAGCUUGGGCCCGUGGCAGCGAGCGGGUUCAGGUGUCUCUCCCACUCGAACUCGAAGAUUUCAUCCCAGAGGUGGAAGACUUCUACCGGCGGAAACACAGCGGCCGCAAACUGCAGUGGUACCACCACAUGUCCAACGGAACGAUAACCUUCUGCAACCAGGUUGGCAAAUUCGAUCUGGACGUGACCACCUUCCAAAUGGCUGUGGUGUUUGCCUGGAACCAGAGGCCAUACGACCGCAUCUCCUUCGAGAACCUACGGUUAGCGACGGAGCUACCCGACGCAGAACUCAGGAGAACUCUCUGGUCUCUGGUUGCAUUCCCCAAACUGAAGCGGCAGGUGUUGCUGUGUGGAUUUGAAGCCAAGUCCCCCAAGGACUUUGAAGAUGGCACCCUGUUCUGGAUAAAUCAGGAGUUUGGAGUCAUCAAAAACGGCAAGGUGCAGAAGCGUGGCAAGGUGAAUCUGAUUGGCCGACUCCAGCUCUCCACCGAGAAGAGCAAGGAGGAGGACAACGAGAGCAUUGUACAGCUCAGGAUACUCAGGACACAGGAGGCAAUUGUUAAAAUCAUGAAGAUGCGCAAGCGGAUUACUAAUGCCCAGCUUCAAACUGAACUGGUGGAAAUAUUGAAAAACAUGUUCCUGCCUUCCAAGAAGAUGAUCAAGGAGCAGAUUGAGUGGCUCAUAGAGCACAAGUACAUGCGGCGAGACGAGGAGAACAUCAACGAGUUCAUCUACAUGGCUUGACGAAAGCAGAGCCCUCGGGGGGUUUGCGGAUUGAGACGCUCUAGGAUGUGGAAUGGCAGUGUGUACUUGUGGGCUGGCUGUGUGUGCACGCUACAAGAAUUCUUUUGGUCUGUUUUCUUUGUGCUGCAAAGUCUAUUACGUUUGUGCGCUAUUUAUAGAGGGGAACACCUUGAGACGAGCAGGAUUCCAGAUUACCUCCAUCUGUUUGCCGUCUCGGCGAGGCGGCAUUGCAUAGGGGGCGUAAGAGAACAAACAUAGGAACCAAGAUCCAAGUGAAAUUGUGCAUUGUUUGUUUGGGAGUUGUUACGUCUUUGUGAUGGAAAAGAGGAUUAUAAUGUGCCUGGUGAGUCGCCGCGAAGUGUGCCAAUGAAAAAUCGAAACUCAAAAAAGAGGGACGGCGAAAAAAAAAAUAUAUAUAUAUUUUGCCACAAUUUUUUUUUUUUCUGCUGCUUUUUUGGUUUUAGAUUUUCGCAUUGUUAGGCUUCAGUGUUCACCGGUUGAACAGUGCCCUUUCGUUGAUCGAGUGUUCACAAACAUUAUUUUUCAAGUAAUGAAAUGUGGAGGAGCUAAAGAGGAAGAUUUUAGAGUUUUAUGUUUCUCUUUAUCAACAAAGGUGUGUAAAGAUGCUUCAGUUUAUUUUGGUUACGAUGUAUAAGUUAGGGUUAUGUUUUCACAUGGGCUUGCAAACAGACCGCAUAUUUGAUAUAUAAAACCCAACCUGUAUAUUAUGAUAUUGGAGGGUUGAGUUGGACAUUGAUGUGGUUGCCUUUUUUUUUUGCAAGGGCAUUCUGCAGACGAGCCAGAUUCUAGCUUGAGACAGACUUUUGUGUGUAUCACACUCAGCCUUGCCAAAAUUCUUACAACUGCCAUUUUGUUGGUGUUUGAAAUGUGUACUACUCGCCCUGCAUAGCAGAAGCUUCAGGACAUGUGGACUCUGUUUUUUUGUACAUAUCUAUUUAUUAUCACAACCACCAGCCCUUUGCUGACUGAUAUAACUUAUUUUUCCUGCUCAUUUCGAAGCAGUAUUCGCCUCUGUAAAACAAAAGAGAGGUGGCAAAGGUGUCAGAGGUUAGGCGGUGUUGUAAAUAGGUUUCACAUGUGAAUAAAUCGAAACUUUUGCUUGUA